UUAAGAUAAUGUUUAUGAGCAUAGUGAUUUUCUAAAGAGAAUCGAAAAAUAUUCUUGUGAUUGCAUGAAACACACUUCAUUCAGCAUACGUACAUUUGUUUGUAUAGUACAUUAAUAGACAACAAAGAUUUGAAAAAAUAUUCCUGUAAUCUUCAAGCGAACAGUUGUAGAAGAGCACGCAAGUGGGCCGGACUUAUAGGAAAUAAGCAUUUCUUUUGUAUGUGCAACGAAACAUAAUUUAAUCAUUUUAAGUAGUUUAAUAAAUCAUAGAAGAUCUUGAGCUGAUAAAAACAAGAGUUCACAAUGAUUGCGAAACGGAUCCUAUCAACACUACGACAAACACCCCAGCUCUACACCGCGGCUGUUAACACCAAAAAAUUCGCAACCACAAUAGAGCCACCAAAGUUCGAUUGGCAAGAUCCACUCAAUUUGGAAUCGCAACUAACCGAAGAUGAGAUCGCUAUGCGUGACGCAUUCCGUAGUUACUGCCAAGCAAGCUUGUUGCCGCGCAUCACAGACGCCAAUCGCAAUGAGGUGUUCCACAAGGAAAUUAUGGAGGAAAUUGGCAGCUUUGGUGCUUUGGGUUGCACUCUAAACGGCUAUGGGUGUGCAGGUGUGUCAAAUGUCGCUUAUGGUUUAUUGGCCAGAGAGAUAGAACGUGUAGAUUCAGCUUAUCGCUCUGCCUUGAGCGUGCAAAGUUCUCUGGCGAUGGGAGCUAUUUUUGAUUAUGGCUCUGCUGUGCAAAAGGAAACCUAUCUGCCUCGUAUGGCUCAGGGCAAAAUAAUUGGAGCAUUUGGUUUAACCGAACCAAAUCACGGUAGUGAUCCCGCCGGUAUGGAAACCCGUGCGAAAUAUGAUAGUGCCAGCAAAUCAUACAUUCUGAAUGGUUCCAAAACGUGGAUCACAAAUUCGCCGAUAGCAGAUGUUAUCAUUGUCUGGGCCAAGGGCGAAGAUGGCAAAGUGCGUGGUUUCAUAGUGGAUCGAUCACAAUCUGGCAAGGGCUUAUCUACACCCAAAAUCGAAGGUAAAUUCUCUUUGCGUGCCUCUACCACUGGCAUGAUCUUGAUGGACGACUUACGUGUGCCAGAAGGAAAUCUUUUACCAAAUGUGGAGGGUUUUAAGGGUCCCUUCGGUUGCUUGAACAAUGCACGCUAUGGCAUUGCAUGGGGUGCUCUAGGAGCCGCCGAGGCAUGCUUGGGAAUAGCGCGGCAGUAUACGUUGGAUCGGAAGCAGUUUAAACGGCCGUUGGCCGCUAAUCAAUUGAUACAAAAGAAAUUUGCAGAUGCGCUGACAGAUAUUGCGUUAGGUUUGCAAGCAUGCUUGCAGGUAGGUCGUCUGAAAGAUCGGAAACUGCACACUCCUGAAAUGAUUUCACUCAUAAAACGAAAUAAUUCGGGUAAAGCGCUAGAUAUUGCUCGGAGUAUGCGUGAUGUUUUGGGCGGAAAUGGAGUGUCCGAUGAAUACCAUGUUAUACGGCAUUGCAUGAAUUUGGAAGCGGUUAACACGUAUGAAGGCACUCACGACAUCCAUGCGCUUAUUCUUGGACGCGCUAUUACAGGCAUAGCAGCGUUUGCCAAUUGAAAUACAUAAUAAUAAUUGAAAUACAUGUUAUACAUAUUGUGCUGAUGCUUGAGUUAGAAUAUUUUCUGAAAGCUGUUGUGUUGGUAUUUAAAUGCAUUUAUUUAUACGGUCGUGUAUUUUAUAAAAUAAGAGGAAAGACAGUAAUAUUAAGAAAAA
Molecule: messenger RNA, 1737 nt
Organism: Rhagoletis pomonella (apple maggot)
Lineage: Eukaryota; Metazoa; Arthropoda; Insecta; Diptera; Tephritidae
Product: glutaryl-CoA dehydrogenase, mitochondrial-like
Exons: 2
Coding region: 304-1581 (425 amino acids)
Biological process (GO): fatty-acyl-CoA biosynthetic process; fatty acid beta-oxidation using acyl-CoA dehydrogenase
Cellular component (GO): mitochondrial inner membrane
Molecular function (GO): fatty-acyl-CoA binding; flavin adenine dinucleotide binding; glutaryl-CoA dehydrogenase activity
Source: RefSeq, a predicted model, not a curated record